Messenger RNA from Achroia grisella, 2067 nucleotides. RefSeq lists its product as uncharacterized. NCBI's taxonomy places the organism in Eukaryota, Metazoa, Arthropoda, Insecta, Lepidoptera, Pyralidae. The record is from RefSeq and is a predicted model, not a curated record. Bases 95 to 1087 code for a protein of 330 amino acids. The transcript is spliced from 6 exons.
AGAGGGCGCCCAGUUGGCCAGGUGCUGCCGCCGCGUCGAGUUCGGCGCUAUAGCUAAACUAAAUACGCAGUGUUGUACAUUUAGAACGUUCACAAUGGCUACCGCGAAAGACACGUCUACUUUCUUUCUGGAGGCAGAUGCAAAAGAAUUCGACAGUGUAUUGAAGUUAUAUCCACAAGCGCUUAAACUUAAAGCUGAACAGAAAACAAAGAAACCAGAAGAGCUUGUAAAAUUGGACAAUUGGUACCAGAAUGAACUACCAAAGAAGAUUAAGUCCCGCGGCAAAGAUGCCCACAUGAUACACGAAGAGUUGGUGCAACUUAUGAAAUGGAAACAAGCGAGAGGAAGAUUUUAUCCACAAUUAUCAUAUCUUAUAAAAGUAAAUACACCAAGAGCCGUGAUGCAAGAGACAAAGAAAGCUUUCCGCAAAUUGCCUAACAUUGAAUCAGCCAUGACUGCACUGAGUAAUUUGAAGGGAGUCGGUACAGCAACGGCAUCAGCGUUAUUAGCGGCUGCCAGUCCCGACAUAGCACCGUUUAUGGCUGACGAGUGCUUACAAGCGAUCCCAGAGAUGGAGGGGAGCGAUUUUACUGCCAAGGAAUACCUCAAUUUUGUAAACCACAUUAAGAGUGUCUGUGAUAGAUUAAAUCUGGAACAAAAUGGCUGUGGCAAAAAAUGGUCACCACACAUGGUGGAAUUGGCGUUAUGGACACAUAACAUAGUAUCAGAUUUACAGCCAGAGCUUCUCGGAAAACAGCCAAGUCUGACUGCACCUGCAAACGGUGGCUCGCCGCUACCCAGUGACGAAAGUAACCUUGAACCACCAUCCACAAAUGGAAACGGCAAAUUAGGAGCAGAUUCAGUAAAUGAGGAUACGACGACGUCAUGUACAGAAGACUCGAUGGACGCGAAAGCCGUGUCGCCCGCAACUCCCGCCUCACCCUCUGACAACUCGGACUCCGCCUUCAGUACGCCGCGCGCCAAACGACAAUUAGAGGAGGCGAGUUCUGCAGAGGAAAACUCACUGGGCGACUCAACGGACGCGCCAGUGCCUGUCGCAAAAAAACUUCGAGAAGCUACCCACUGACAUUCGCGCACUCCCACCAAACAUCCCUCGUGCGCCUAUAAAUAGCUUUUUAGACUAAAAUAUUGUACCUAGGUAAUUUAUUUUCAAUUCCGUUUAAUUUUAACUUAGUAUUAAGUUUUAAGUACCGGACGAUUUUGUAAGUUUUAUAGGGUAUUAAUUAAUAAUUUUGGAUGCGUUGAAUGGACUUACCGGGCGCGCUCCUCGAGAGUAUAUGAUUGUACAAUAUUUCAAUGUGAGUGUAUCGGCGGAGUGGCCCGCGAUAGGGCCUAGUUUUAGGUUUCGUUUGUAAUAAUUUUAACAGUUUACUCUUAGAACAUCCAAGUUGCAAAAUAAUACAUGAAAUACAUAACGUCCAUACCUUAUAAUAAUAAAGUAUUACAAAUUUCAUGUCUCAUAAUGCACAUUUUUUUUACAAUAUAAUUUUUGAUAACUUGUAUUAAAAUUAGAUUUAAUUCGCUUGGAGAAAUGAGAAAUAGAACUAUGUAGUAUAAUAAAAAUACACUAUUUUUCUAGAAAUGGUAAGAACCGCAAAAGCGCCACUUCUACACCAUCCUCGCUUCUCCUAGACAUUCAAUGAUACAAAAAAAAUGUACAAUAUGAAACAUGGAUGUUGCAUUCUAACUUUAAUAUCCGUAGACUUUUACUUUGCUAUUGUAAGAUAUGGAGAUGUUGAACGUCAUGUGAUAUAUUAUAAGUUGAAUGUUUUGAGACUAAACAAUUUUUAACGUUUGAACGUUCGCAUCCCGCGUGACAUUCCAAUAAUUUGUAACAAGUAAAUUUGGGCGGCGAGGGAGGCUCAGAGUCGCCGCAGUGAGAUCCGGACCAGAUGCCUUGACGAGGCCGCACAGGCCGUCAACGUCACACUCACCCAUUGCCUUAUGACACAGUCUGCCCGCAGAGUUUAUAUGCAACAAGAUAAUACAAAGGUCGUGUUACCCGGGCGCCGGGCACACGGGCCCACAUGUAGUUUUAUUGAACAA